AUGGACACCUGCGCCUCUGCCAAAGUUCCAAUGGGCUUCGGACACAAGAUCUUUGUCGACCCUUCGGGUGCUCCUGUUGAUGAAAAGAAGUAUUGUGGAAUGAUUAGAUCUCUACUCUAUCUCACAGCAAGACGUCCAGACAUAAUGUUUUCAGCAUGCUUAUGUGCUAGAUUUCAAGCCAACCCAAAGAUGUCUCAUCUUUUGGCUGUGAAACAAAUUUUCCGAUAUCUUAAAGGCACAAAGAGUCUCGGACUCUGGUACCCUGCAAAUGAAAGCUUCCUACUACAAGCAUAUGCAGAUUCAAACUAUGGUUGUCUUCAACUUGAUAGAAAAAGCACUUCAGGUGGUUGUCAACUCUUAGGUGGUCGUUUGGUUAGUUGGUCAUCCAAGAAACAGAACUGCAUUGCACUCUCUACAGCCGAAGCAAAAUACAUUGCUGCUGCCAACUGUACAUCAUAG
This is a messenger RNA of Lactuca sativa (garden lettuce), 459 nucleotides long. The record is from RefSeq and is a predicted model, not a curated record. NCBI's taxonomy places the organism in Eukaryota, Viridiplantae, Streptophyta, Magnoliopsida, Asterales, Asteraceae.